AUGACUCCCCCGGGUCAGUCAAGUAGUCAGCCUUUGCCAUCAAAAGAGUUGGGCUUGUUCAAAAAGAUAAUCAAAUCGUAUGAACAAAAGAAAUAUCGUUUUGGUUUGAAAUAUGCGAAGACUAUUCUCAGCAAUCCCAACUUUGCGGAACACGGAGAGACCCUCGCCAUGAAAGGACUCAUUCUCAACUGCAUGGGUAAACAGCAAGAAGCCCAAGAAUGUGUGAAAAGGGGCCUCAUGGCGGAUCUGAAGUCUUAUGUUUGUUGGCAUGUCUACGGCCUUGUACAACGAUCGGACAAGAAAUACGAUGAAGCUAUCAAGGCGUACAAGAGGGCUUUGCUGCUUGACAAGGAUAACAUGCAGAUUUUGCGUGAUCUGUCUUUGCUUCAGAUUCAGAUGAGAGAUUAUGAAGGGUACAAGGAAUCUCGGUAUCACUUAUUGCGACUUCGCCCUACACAAAAAGUCUCAUGGAUAGCGUACGCCACUGCGUAUCAUCUACUGAAAGACUACGAGAAAGCUCUCAAUAUUCUUGCUGAAUUUAUUCAAAACAACAAGCCUUCUUCAUAUGAUUUCGAAUAUUCGGAACUUGUCCUCUAUCAGAAUAUGAUUCUCUGCGAGGCUGGACAGUUGGAGGAGGCCCUAGCAAAAUUGGAGGAAAAUAGCAGUGUUAUAGUUGAUAAAGUAUCUUAUAUGGAAAAAAGAGGUUCUAUACUGAUGGAACUGGGUAGGAUGGAGGAUGCCGAAAAAGUCUAUCGUCAACUCGUGGAUCGAAAUCCUGAAAACAUUGACUAUUAUAACAAACUCGAAAAAUGUCUUGGACUCGGUGAAGGUGCUCCGAUUGCCGACCGCAUAUCUAUGUAUGAUUAUUUUGCUGAGCGGCACAAACGUGCUGCGGCUCCUCGACGACAACCAUUGUAUUUAUUAGAUGGUCCAGAACUAGCCCAUCGCCUGGAUGAGUGGAUUGUACGGGGGUUGAGGAAGGGUGUUCCUAGCCUUUUCAAGAAUUUGGUUCCAUUAUACAGCAAUCCUGCCAAAGUUACCAUAAUCGAGCAGCUGCUGGUUGACUAUGUCAAACAAGUCGAAACGAAUGGAUAUCGUGGAGGAUCCCUUCACGGUGAUAGUGAUGAAAUGGAAUCUCCCACUUCGGCAUUAUGGUUGUACUUGCUUGUCGCCCAACAUUUCGAUCGAGUUGGUAAUAUCCCGGUCGCGUUGAAGUAUGUGGAGUGCGCUUUCGCACAUACACCAACCCUUAUAGAAACGUUAAUGGUCAAGGCAAAAAUCUAUAAGCAUGCGGGUGAUUACUGCGAAGCUGCCAGAUUGAUGGAUGAAGCUCAGUCCUUGGAUACGGCCGACCGUUAUAUUAAUAGCAAAUGUGCCAAGUAUCUUCUCCGCUCAGGGCAGAUGGAGCGAGCAGAAAAAAUGUGCGGCAAAUUCACAAGGGAAGGUGAUAGGGCUUCGACAACUCUUAAUGAAAUGCAAUGCAUGUGGUAUGAGUUAGAGUGUGCUCGAUGUCACUUUGGUGAAGGUCGUUACGGUGAAGCCUUGAAGAAGGUUCAUCAAAUUGAGCAGCACUUCGUAGGAAUGAUUGAAGAUCAGUUUGAUUUUCACACUUAUUGCCUAAGGAAAACUACACUGUGUUCGUAUAUUCAAUUACUUCGUCUGGAAGAUGUGCUCCGUAUUCAUGAUUUUUAUUACCAUGCGGCAGUAAUUGCUGCUAGGAUUUAUCUUCGAAUGGUUGAUCGUCCUCAGGACUUUUCUGGCGAACCUGAAGCAGUCGAUGGUCUUUCAGCGGCGGCUCUGAAGAAGUUUAAAAGACAACAGAAGAAGCAGCAGGAAAAGGAACAAGAGCAGAAGAAGAAUGUAAAUAAGAAAGAAGAGUACACGAAUCCUUCUAUGCAGUUUGAUGCAGAAGCACUGUUGAAGACUGAGAAGCCCUUGGAUGAAGCUGCCAAAUUUGUGCAGCAUUUGCACAUGUUAGGUAGCAGCCACAUCACAGCGUACAACGUUGCAUUCGAAGUGUACUUAAGAAAGAACAAGCCGUUACUCAUGCUCAAAUGUCUUAAGAAAGCGGCUUUGCUUGAUGAUUCUGACCCUCGCCUUCACGUUUGUCGUGUGAAAUUUCUAAAAUAUAAGGCAAAUUCCGCUACUUCUGGAGUGAUCGGUUCUCUUGUCCAAGAAAUUUCUGCCCAGCUUUUUACUGUAAUGGAUCCUGUAACGCUAAAUGAAAACUUCAAGCAUCAAUAUUUGAAUAGCCUUCGCCACCGUAUUGCAGUUGCCGAAUGCAAUUUGAUUCUCGAUUCUGGUAGCUGUUCAACUACAAAGAAUUGGCUCAUUAAAUCGCUGGAGGACGAGAAACUCGCCGGUAGGACUCUGAAAACUGUUGUGGAACUUUAUGAUGCAAUCAAAUAUGGACGACAUGGAUCCUGGAGCAAAGAAGAAUUGGACACGUUCGUAAAGCAAGCACAUUCAUUGUUUCCACAAGCACAAAUCUUUGGAGGAGGUUCUUCUCAGGUGCUAGUUCCAGCAGAAAACGAAUAG
Molecule: messenger RNA, 2538 nt
Organism: Necator americanus (New World hookworm)
Lineage: Eukaryota; Metazoa; Nematoda; Chromadorea; Rhabditida; Ancylostomatidae
Exons: 20
Coding region: 1-2538 (845 amino acids)
Biological process (GO): N-terminal peptidyl-methionine acetylation
Cellular component (GO): cytoplasm; NatA complex
Molecular function (GO): protein binding
Source: RefSeq, a predicted model, not a curated record